UGGAUAUCUUGAACAUGAGGAUUUGCAUGCAGCACUGGAGAAAGAAAAUAAAUUAAUUGAUGAAUUAAGAAAACAGUCAAGAUGUCUUGAGAUGGAUCUUGCUAAGCAUGAAAGCAAGAUAUCAGACGUCAUGGGAAAUCUAUUUAAAGUUAGAGUGGAACGUGACAAACUUCAGGAGACUUAUGGUAAUGCAGAACAAGAUAACGCGCAAAGAGCAAUAAGAGUUCAACAAUUAGAAGUUGAACUGUCUAUGUUCAUUGAACUAAAGAAAAAAAGGAAAGUCGACCUGGGAGCUAGAGCAGAAGUUUGGGACAAAUUAACUGCUGUAACAGCUGAAAAUGAAUCUCUAAAUGUGUCUAUAGCUGAGAUGAAUUCAACUCUUAAUGCAACUAAUAAUGCUCUCAGAAAGAAAAGAGCUCUUCAUAGGCACCUUCUGAAAAUAAUAACUGAUUUUGCAAAAGCCCUUACAGCAAGAGGAACCUUGACUCCUAGUUUAAAAGAGAAAUUUUCUGCUUUAAAUGAAGAAUUGAAACUAGAAUAUAGCAACAACCCAGAAUUGGAAGGUAUUUGA
Messenger RNA from Uloborus diversus, 571 nucleotides. RefSeq lists its product as uncharacterized. The transcript is spliced from 9 exons. The record is from RefSeq and is a predicted model, not a curated record. The coding region runs from base 92 to 571 and encodes 159 amino acids. NCBI's taxonomy places the organism in Eukaryota, Metazoa, Arthropoda, Arachnida, Araneae, Uloboridae.